This is a messenger RNA of Protopterus annectens (West African lungfish), 2402 nucleotides long. It is a transcript of the gene SLC17A8, whose product is annotated as solute carrier family 17 member 8. Gene Ontology annotation, biological process: synaptic transmission, glutamatergic; regulation of synapse structure or activity; neurotransmitter loading into synaptic vesicle. The record is from RefSeq and is a predicted model, not a curated record. NCBI's taxonomy places the organism in Eukaryota, Metazoa, Chordata, Ceratodontiformes, Protopteridae. The transcript has 12 exons. Gene Ontology annotation, cellular component: excitatory synapse; synaptic vesicle membrane. Gene Ontology annotation, molecular function: L-glutamate transmembrane transporter activity; neurotransmitter transmembrane transporter activity. The coding region runs from base 403 to 2175 and encodes 590 amino acids.
UUUCCCUCUGCACUUGGGCUCCACUUAGGAGCCCUUCUUAUCUGGGCUGGAAUAUGCAAUAACCUGUGAGCCUGCUGUUUGUCUAUUGCAGAAAAAAAAUCUAGUCGGUUACUUUCUCAUAGAAAUAACAUGCCUGCCAAAUAAAUGAAUCUGCGACCAGAAAUGUUUUGUUGUCAAACCUGCAAAUAUUUUUAUUGAUCGAAUAUCUGAGGAUUCUUUUGCAUGGUCUUACCCUUCAGUUUACCAUAGCAACUGGUUGGAGCGGCUAAGGAAGUGCUUUAUGGUGGUUCGAGCAGGUACAAAGACAGCAAACUCUGUAACUACUACAGAGAUGAAAUAAGGGGGAUAUGCCUAUAGCUGUUGUGUAAUUGUUUAAAAGGAGAAAGACAAAAGGCUGCGAAGAUGCCCUUUGCAGGCUUUAGUGAGCUGAAGGAUAAAAUCUUCAACUCAGGAAAGGAAGAGGUGAAGAAUACAGUAGGGGACACGCUGGGCAAUAUACAAAGGAAAGUCGAUGGCACAAACAUUGAGGAAGACAACAUUGAGUUGAAUGAGGAUGGAAGGCCAGUACAAGCUCCAAAAAGAAAACCUCCCCUGUGUGAUUGUCACUGCUGUGGGUUACCUAAACGCUACCUCAUUGCCAUCAUGAGUGGGCUAGGGUUCUGCAUUUCCUUUGGUAUCAGAUGCAACCUCGGAGUUGCCAUUGUGGAAAUGGUCAACAACAACACAAUUUAUGUUGAUGGAAAACCAGAGGUUGAGGGAGCUCAGUUCAACUGGGAUCCAGAGACUGUAGGACUUAUUCAUGGCUCAUUUUUCUGGGGCUAUAUCAUCACGCAGAUCCCAGGAGGCUUCAUUUCAAACAAGUUAGCAGCCAACAGGGUAUUUGGUGCUGCAAUAGUUCUGACAUCAACAUUAAACAUGUUUAUCCCAUCUGCAGCACGUGUGCACUACGGAUGUGUCAUGUUUGUACGAAUAUUACAGGGACUUGUAGAGGGGGUCACCUAUCCAGCAUGCCAUGGGAUGUGGAGUAAAUGGGCACCUCCAUUAGAAAGGAGCAGGCUGGUAACCACAUCUUUCUGCGGAUCUUAUGCUGGGGCAGUGAUUGCCAUGCCAUUGGCUGGAGUGCUGGUACAGUUUAUAGGAUGGCCGUCUGUCUUCUAUAUUUAUGGGACUUUUGGGCUAGUGUGGUAUGUGUUCUGGUUGCUGUUAGCAUAUCAGAGUCCUGCAGAGCACCCAACUAUAACAGAAGAGGAAAGAUCAUACAUUGAGGCAAGCAUUGGGGAAGGAACUCAUUUACUCAACAUUAAUAAAAUGAAAACACCAUGGAAGAAGUUCUUUACAUCAAUGCCCGUUUACGCAAUUAUUGUAGCAAAUUUUUGCAGAAGUUGGACAUUCUAUCUACUCCUUAUAAGUCAGCCUUCGUACUUUGAGGAGGUAUUUGGAUUCCCUAUUAGCAAGGUUGGGCUUUUGUCUGCUGUUCCACACAUGGUGAUGACUAUUAUUGUACCAAUCGGAGGACAGCUAGCAGAUUUUCUGAGAAGUAGAAAGAUUAUGUCCACAACCACUGUCCGAAAAAUUAUGAAUUGUGGUGGGUUUGGUAUGGAAGCAACUUUGCUCUUAGUUGUUGGAUACUCUCAUACCAAAGUCGUGGCCAUCUCCUUCCUAAUACUAGCAGUAGGAUUUAGUGGUUUUGCAAUCUCAGGAUUUAAUGUCAAUCAUUUAGAUAUAGCACCACAGUACGCCAGCAUCCUGAUGGGAAUAUCUAAUGGGGUUGGAACUUUAUCCGGAAUGGUGUGUCCAGUUAUAGUUGGAGCACUGACGAAGCACAAGACUCGUGAAGAAUGGCAGAAAGUCUUCCUGAUUGCAUCAAUGGUACAUUACAGUGGCGUCAUCUUUUAUGGAAUUUUUGCUUCUGGUGAACAGCAGGACUGGGCAAAUCCCACACUACAAAGUGAAGAUAAAUGUGUCAUUUUAGACCACGAUGAACUGGCAGAGGAGACUGAACUGCACAAUGAAACCUUUGUAAAUCCUUCAAAGAAGUCAUCCUAUGGAGCUACCAGUGAGAGCAGCAAUGCCAGGAAAAAGGGCUGGAGAAAAUCGAAAGCAGUAACCCAGGAUUUACAGGAAGACCAGGUCGCAUAUCAGUAUGAAAAUGGAAACUUUCAAGAGAUGUCAUAAUAUUAUAUGCAGGUUUAGCAUUUACAUGUCUGGGUCAAACCACAGUAAAAUGCUUGAUAAAAAAAAAUCAACAAAGCAGCUGGUUGUAUUUUCAUUUACAUUAAUAAGUGUAAAUAAUUUCACAGGUAAUAAUCUGAGGCAUUUUGCUUAGAAGGGGUCUAUAUUAAAAGCGCGAACGUUUACUUACCCGAAUACCUAAAUGCCGACACAUAUUCUGCGAACCUCAA